This is a messenger RNA of Haliotis rufescens (red abalone), 3306 nucleotides long. Its product is annotated as 3-beta-hydroxysteroid-Delta(8),Delta(7)-isomerase-like. NCBI's taxonomy places the organism in Eukaryota, Metazoa, Mollusca, Gastropoda, Lepetellida, Haliotidae. The coding region runs from base 353 to 1060 and encodes 235 amino acids. Gene Ontology annotation, cellular component: membrane; endoplasmic reticulum. Gene Ontology annotation, biological process: cholesterol biosynthetic process. The record is from RefSeq and is a predicted model, not a curated record. Gene Ontology annotation, molecular function: steroid Delta-isomerase activity; cholestenol delta-isomerase activity; C-8 sterol isomerase activity. The transcript has 3 exons.
ACCGAGAGUGUAACGAAGGUGUCACGCGCUGGGAAGGAGCAGGGAAAAUUCCAGCCUGCGACAUAGUCCACUUGUAAACUGGGCCCCGUCUCUCAGAUCGCAAGUUGACCACGCGCAUAGGGAGCCGAAAACCAGUGCAUAUGUACACUGGUUCCAUUGUUGGUACGAGUCACAAGCUUUGCGCUUUUAUUAGUUUAGGUAGACAGGAGCCCAGUGAAGUAUAGAGAGCUCCGCGAACGGACUAUCGCUGUGAGGAGCUUGAUGCAAAUUCUGAUUGGUGGUCUUUUUCUCAGCUGAGAAACAUGCGACAGAGGUCCAAAGACGUAGAGUAAAUACAGUUAUAAUAGCAGCCAUGGCAGCAGAACACCCUUAUAUACCAGAAGACCUGAAAUUACCUCACUAUCGUCCGAACGACAAAGGGGUCGUUGAACUCCUGUCAGUAUUCUUCGGUGUCGUCGGAGUGUUUAUAGUUUUGACAUGGGUUUAUUCUGGAACAACGAAAAAUCCGAGGUUUACAUUCACACAGCGUUUAGUGUUAUGUUGGUUUGUGCUCUGUGGUCUAAUCCACACUUUCCUGGAAGGAUACUUCGGUGUAUUCCAUGACGUUCUUGCUGGCGAUAUGUCCUUCCUCGGUCAACUGUGGAAAGAGUACAGCAUGGGUGACAGUAGAUAUAUGAGUUCUGAUGCAUUCGUGGUGAGCAUGGAGAGAAUCACAGCCUUCGUUGACGGACCUCUGAGUUUUGUGACGGUGUUGCUGUACUUCCGGAACAGUCCCUACCGCUACAUCAUCCAACUCGUGGUCUCCCUGUGCCAACUGUAUGGAGACACUCUGUACUUCAUGACGGAAAUAUUUGAAGGCUUCUCCCAUGGCUAUAUGUUCCAUCCCCAGUAUUUUUGGUUCUAUUUUGUGACCAUGAAUAUGUUUUGGAUUGUUAUACCCUCGUGUCUAAUAUGCCAGUCCUGCUACAAACUCGCCAAAUCCCAAGCUCAAGUGGAUAAGCUGAAAGCCAGUGAAUACAAGGCAGCUAUGGCUAGGCAUGAUAAGAAGAAGAAGCGAUAAUGUUAAUGAAUAUAGGUUGUUUCUGUGUGUGCAUAUAGGGGCUCAACUCUGAGAUCUGUUACUGAUCUUGGACAAGGCAGCGUUUGUAUGAACCAUGGUAUUGUGUAUCCAUAUGUCACUCUUACUUUGAGGGGGCUCAGUCUUGUGUGUCCAUAUGUCACUCUUACUGUGAGGGGGGCUCAGUCUUGUGUGUCCAUAUGUCACUCUUACCAUGCUUACUGUGAGGGGGCACUGGUGGCCCAGUCUUGUGUGUCCAUAUGCCACUCUUACUUUGAGGGGGGCUCAGUCUUGUGUGUCCAUAUGUCACUCUUACUUUGAUGAGGGCACUGGUAACUCAGCAAUUCACUGUGCAGAGAAACCUAUGAGUGUUGGUUCGUUUACCAGAUAAUGUUUCUUGAACAAUACCCAUGCUCGUGGGUUUCACCAAAGUGAAAACGUCUGAGACCUGCAACACUUUGGGAUAUCCUCAAGCAUUCAGCUGUCAGUAUUAAACCCAACUCACUCACACCUACUUUGAGUUAGACUUUUUUUGGUUUGUCCAAUUUUUGUUUUAUAUCAAGAUCUUUCAUCUGUGUACAAUACAGUUGGCAGACAUUGGUAGAUUUUGCAAUAUCACUAUGUAACUGUUAUGAUUAUGAUGAUGUUGUAGUUUGGUUCAGGAUAAAGUAACUUGUCAUUUAUGAAUUCUUAAAAAGGACCAAAUGAAAUCUUAUGAUGUCAAGUAGUCUCCCUGAAUCUUGAGAAUAAAUAAAACAAUGAAUCCGACUAAAGUCCAGAAUAAUUUGUCAAGUCUAGAUUGCCUUAGCCUGAAAUUAUGCUUUUUCUGGGCUCCAUUUGGAUUUUAUAUUUUAUUUUGUAGAUAUGUUUUUAAGUAAAAUAACCUUAUUUUUGUAACCAUGGUAACUAAAUGUUAGUAUAGGUGCCAAGAAGUAUUUUUGUUUAUUAGUAUUAAGCACAAAUGUUUUUAUUUUUUAUAUUUUGUUCAAGUUUUGCAAUAUAAAUGAUAAAUAAUUACUUCUGACAUUAAUGAGUUAAUCUUGUUCCAUGACAAUUCUGUAGAAGCUAUUUAUCUGUAUAAGUCAAUCCACACAUAUAUUUUCAAUUUGGGAUUUCUAGUGGAUCUGAAGUCCAUUGAUAGAUGAAUGACUCUUUGCCAUAUCAUGUUUAUGCAUAGUCUUACAUAUGCCUCAGUAUCCUCAGCAACAUUUUGUGCACCAGGUACAAUGUUUUGUUUGUCUUUGUCUCUACAAUGUGGUGACCAAUUUAACUGACUGUUUUUCUUAGUUGUUGAGGGGGCACAGGUGGCCCAGUGGUCUGAGGCGGCGUGAUUCGCUGUGCAGAGUUGCGUCCCUUGGGCAUGCCAGAAACCUAUGAUUGUGGGUUCGAAUCCCGGUUUGCCCCGAUUAUGUUUCUAGGUUUGUCAGCACUAUACCCGUGCUUGUGGGUUUCACCAAGGUGGUAAACGUCUGCGACCUGCAUCACUUUGGCUUUCCUUAAGCUGACACACCGCGAUAUAACUGGAAUAAUCUUAAAAGCGGCGUUAAACCAAACUCACUCACUUAGAUGUUGAGCCCCUGUUGUUUAUCCAUACAAUUACAGUAAAUGUAUACUGGAUUGUUUAAUCAUUAUAGGAUACACACACAGUUACCUCAUCUGUUUUUGUUUUGUUUCUUUAGAGUCACAUUAAAACCAAAUAAAUAUAUAAUUGAAAUAAAUGAAAGGAAUUACUCCUUAAGUUCAUUGCAUACCCAAAACAUUAUUUAGCAGUCCUGUGAAGUAUCUGUUUUAGGGACUGCCAACACGUUUUAUGAGUGUAGGAAUUCUCUGAGAUUUAUUCAGGUUUGUUAUUCUGUGUUAACCUGAAAAUAAUUCCUAAACACAGGGAUGGAAAUAAGCUAUCCUGGACCAGUUUUGUUAAUGUUAAAGGUAUCCUAAGGGCUGGUAGAAUUUCAAACAUUUUAGAGAGUACUGCUACAUGGUAUUACUAUACCGGCUAUAGUCUGUUGCAAUAUCGUACCGAUGAAAUGCAAAUUAGAUAUAAAUCCAAAAGUAACGAUUCGUCUUAAAUGGCAUGAAAGUUUUUUAUUUGUCCAUACUUGAUAUACUCCAUUGUGUGUUUUUACGAUAUCAAAAUAUUGAUUUGUAUUUAUCAUGCAAUGUUUUCAAUACAUUUCAAACUUUAAUUGAUGAUUGAUAAUUGUCAUAAUUUAAUGUUUAAUUUAUAGAAAUAAAAGUGUAUUUAUUAA